Molecule: messenger RNA, 3328 nt
Organism: Pangasianodon hypophthalmus (striped catfish)
Lineage: Eukaryota; Metazoa; Chordata; Actinopteri; Siluriformes; Pangasiidae
Gene: afg1lb
Product: AFG1 like ATPase b
Exons: 13
Coding region: 223-1737 (504 amino acids)
Cellular component (GO): mitochondrion; cytoplasm
Molecular function (GO): ATP binding; ATP hydrolysis activity
Source: RefSeq, a predicted model, not a curated record
GUUUCCUGAACUCAGACUUCUACUAAGAAGUAUUCCUCUAUUUUCUUUAAGACGAAAAUAUCCUUGAAUAUGCCUAAUCCUAAAAUACACCUGCGUGCAUGUAUAUAUUUUUAUUAUCCUGUAUGUAUUAUUUUAUUAUUUAUUGUUUAUUAUUUCAGACAAAAUGCUUGCGUUUCACAUAAAGUUGUACUAUUUUGAAAAAGAAAAAACAACAACAACAACAUGGCGGCGCGCAUGUUAGCAAGAAGCAUUGUGUGUUAUUUUAAAGACAAACCUUUUUCUAAAAGGACUUGGAAGCUAGUAACAGGUUGUUGGACAUCUGAGAAACAUGGACCCCUGUCGACUAGCCCCGAUUGCGCCACACCCACUGGACCCAUCGCUCACUAUGACAGUCUGCUGCGCUCUGGGUUCCUCCUUGAAGACAGUCUGCAGAAAGCUGCACUUUGGCAGCUUGAGAAGUUGCAUGGAGAGAUGGCAAGAUAUACCAACCUCCCUCUUUCUCCUCCAGAGACCACAGAGAACGGGAAGGACAGUAGCUUAAGUGACAAAGUGUCCAAAAUCUCCAAACCAGAGCUUAGUGUUAAGACAGAGGAAUGGGUAAAGGAUGUGUCACAUGUUGCUUUGAGGAAAGAAGAAGAGGAAUGUGACACUGAAAAGGAUUGUGCGAAGCCACCUCCCCCUCGUGGAUGCUACAUUCAUGGUGGUGUUGGCACUGGAAAAACGAUGCUGAUGGACAUCUUUUACUCCCGUGUAAAAAAUCCCAGGAAAAAAAGACUUCAUUUUAACGCCUUUAUGUUAGACGUACACAGAAGGAUCCACCGGCUGAAGCAGAGUCUGCCGAAACGAAGCUCGGGCGAACUGACAAUGUACGACCCCAUCUUCCCUGUUGCCAUGGAGAUCGGCGCAGAAACCUGCCUCUUAUGCCUGGAUGAGUUUCAGGUGACUGACGUUGCCAGUGCCAUGAUUCUGAAACAGCUGUUUGAGGGCUUGUUUACAUGUGGAGUGGUGCUGGUGGCCACCUCCAACCGACCUCCAGAAGAACUCUACAAAAACGGUCUUCAGAGGGCUGCUUUUGUGCCUUUCAUUGAUGUGCUCAAGGAGCAUUGCUGCAUUGUCAGAUUGGACACCGGACUAGAUUACCGCAAGAGGGAGAUGGAACCGGCGGGAAAACUUUAUUACACAUCGAGUGAACUCAAUGCCGAGGUUGCCGUGAAUACGCUGUUCCGUGAAUUGGCUUCCAGACAAAACGAUGUAACCAGGCCGAGAGUGUUGAGCGUGCAAGGCAGAGAGGUGACGCUGAACCGGACCUGUGGGACCAUCGCUGAUUGCACCUUCCACGAGCUCUGUGAGCGCCCAUUAGGGGUAAGCGAUUAUCUGGAGAUCGCUCGCCAUUUCGAUACAGUCAUUAUCCGUAACGUGCCUCGGCUGAAGGUUGCACUGAAGGACCAAGCCAGGCGCCUCAUUACGCUUAUCGACAUCUUAUAUGACCAAAAGGUGAGGGUGGUGGUGUUAGCUGAAGCCCCUCUGUACCAUCUCUUUGAUGGAGGCUCUAUGUCUGGAGAGGAAGAGCGGGAUCGUCUGAUGCUCGAUGAGCUCGGCCUCACUAAUGAAGCAUGGAAGCGUCUGACUCUGUUCACCGCUGAGGAGGAAGUUUUCGCCCUGCAGAGGACGCUGUCCCGACUCACAGAGAUGCAGACGAAGCAGUACUGGAUUCAAGUAGAACAAAGGCGAAUGUGAACCACCGCCUGAAAAGGACUACGACUAAAUCAGCAAAGUGUCAGCUGUAACAACAAACACCUCAAGAAUACACCAGUAUCUUUUACUUCGGUACCAAAUUCCUUUACACGCUUAAAAAUUAAGACACAUAGCCACACAAUCAUUCCUGUUUUUUUUGUUAAGGCCAUAUUUAGUAAGAAAUAGGAACAUCUUGAAGAGAUUAAAGUGUUUCAAGUGUAUUACAGUAAUUAAAUUAGAUUAUACAGCAGUUAGUUCCGCACUGUUAUAAUCUAAUUUAAUUAUUGUAACAGCACUGCGACGUUUUACUGUGUGUGUGUGUGUGUGUGUGUAUCACUCCGCUCGUCUGUGUUCGCCACGUAAAAUUCCACUAGUUCAAAACGGUUACUACAGUAAUGUUAGCGACAUCGUCAGUGGACAUGUCACACAAUGCGUUUCGGGAAUAUAACCUGUGACUUGAUAUAUGAAAGCUCAUCAGAUGAAGAUGAAGGUGUAAAGGAAGAAGGGAAGCUAAUUUUAACGGAGGUGUACAAAUCAGUAUGAGCUAGCAGACGGCCUGUAAAGUGCUUCUUCAGGAUCUAGAGAGCUUAACUGACCAAAUUAGGGAGAAAGUUAAGUGUUAAAUAAUGCUAAAUAAAUAAAUUAAUUAAAUCAUAAUAAUAAUAGAAAAAAGGUUUUCUGCAAAAGGAGAGUCUGUGAGACUUUGCUAGUUUCUCAUAACGUGACAAGCUUUAAGAGAGAGAGAAAAAGAAAGGAUAUUAAGGGGAUUAUAAAUGCUAUAACGUAAGCGAUAACAGGAACGAACAUGUUUCACGGGACGUUCGUUGGAAAAUAGCUGUGUUUAAGAGAAAUGAAACACCACCCUGUCGUAAUUUUCCUACAGCAGUAUGCCCUUGAAGGUUUUACUCGUUUCUGAGUGAACGUUAGAUAUAAGGUGGUAGUAUUCCAAGAAUUACGUUUUCAAGAAUUGAGCAAUAAUCUCCUUAAAGAACGAAGUGGAUGUCAUAAGUCAUUAAUAAAGUUAGAAUUAAAUCACCAGAAUACAAAAAAGAAAAUUGCUGAUUGAUGUUGUAUCGCAAAGGAGCUCCUCUUAGACAAGUAUUUAAUACUGUAUGUAGCACUCUUAUAUUAAUAUUAAUAUUAAAACUGCAGUAUUAAAAGAGCAACUCCUGCAUUGACACAUUCACUGCCAGUUCAAUGCAGCAAAGGACAGCAAGUGGGAAGGAUUUGAACAUUAGAGUAUAUAACAUGAGUACAUGCAUGUACAUGUGUAUUUGCAUGUGUAUGAUGUGGUGGGGAUUAGAAAUAUUUAAUUUAUGCUUGUGGUAUUAAAAACCAACAGAAAGUCCACAGCACCCCCUAAUGGUGCUAAACUGUUUGGACUCAGCAGGAAAAAAAAAAAAAACAUCUGGCAAGGGAAAUAUGUGGAUUUCAAAAAAAUAUGCACAAAAAAUAUAUUUAAAGCUGUUUUCUGUAAAAAUUGAUUUUCCUGUUGUAAUGUGUAUUUAUUCAUCUUUCUGUAUUUACACUUAUCCUUAAUAUACAAUGUACUUUUUUUUUUAUUAUUAAAAACAUGUAUUAUUUUUUUCAUUUA